Molecule: messenger RNA, 810 nt
Organism: Arvicanthis niloticus (Nile rat)
Lineage: Eukaryota; Metazoa; Chordata; Mammalia; Rodentia; Muridae
Gene: C20H21orf58
Product: chromosome 20 C21orf58 homolog
Source: RefSeq, a predicted model, not a curated record
AUGACGUUGGACUCCUCAGUGGCAGAUCAGAUGACCCGGCUGAGGUUACGGCUCUUAGAACAGAUGCUGGAGCAGGAACGAGAGAGCAUGGGAAGAGCAGGACAGCAGGAAAAGUCAGACACGGCCCUGCAGAGUGCUUUGAGGAGAAGGAAGGACCUUCUACAAAGGCUCUGGGAGCAGCAACUGAUGGACGAACACUCCCCAGCCCAUGCCUGGAGGGCACACGGAAGAACCACGGUGCCAACCCCGAACUCAGAGGCACCUCCCAUAGAUGUCUUCCCUGCUACCUCCCAACCUUUGCCCCGACCCCCAGAGCCACCAAGGAUCAUCCAGCACCCGGCCCCCCAGGUUCCUGCCACCAUCAUUCAGCAGCUACCCCAGCAGCCACUGAUUGCACAGAUUUCUCCUCCUCAGGCCUUUCCCACUCAGAGACCAGGAAGUAUUAAGGAAGACAUGGUGGAGAUGAUGCUGAUGCAGAACGCACAGAUGCACCAGAUCCUCAUGCAGAACAUGAUGCUCAAAGCCCUGCCACCCGGGCCCACAGGGUCACGUGCUGCUGCCCUCCAGGACCAACGAUGGGUGCACCAUGGAGUCCCGAGAGCUGAAAAGCAGAAGCCACCCCCGGUUCACCACCACCAUCACUACGCGCCCACCACCCAGCUGCAGGCUGCCUCCAUGGCUGGCGCCCCUUCAGGUUAUGCCGGGUGGCCUCCAGUGGUUGCAGCGUCUGUGCUCCCACACGCAGCCAGCUUCUUGCCCACUGUGAGCCACCUGACCGAGCCAUCGACCUCCCUCCCUAGCUAUCCUUAG